AUGUCUUCAUUAGAAGAUACAAGCCAAGAAAAUGGAUAUGCCAGUCCAAGCCACAAGGCACAUAGCAAAACACACCGAGUGUUGGACGACUGUUCCAUAAGUAUGGAUGGUAAUAAUUCUCAUUAUUCGACUGAAGACGAAAGUGAACAAUUCCAUCCUGCUAGUGAAAACCUAGAGACCGAUGUUGCUAUGCAGGAAUCAGACAUUGAGGAUUACUUACACAAACCUGAAAAAAAUGGCCCAACAAUAUUACGCGAUUCGCCUUUACCUUCGGAGCUACCCGAGUAUUCACCACCUGGCGAAGAUUCACAACAGUGUGACGCUUCUGAUCCUACUGGUGAAGCUACUGCUUCUGAUACUAGUAGUAAUCGUACAAGAAUUAAACCAAAAAAAGUUCUUGGUAACUAUACACUAACAAAAACAUUGGGCGCUGGUAGCAUGGGAAAAGUAAAAUUAGCAAUACAUUCAUUGACAGGCGAAAAGUUGGCUGUUAAGAUUAUCCCAAGAGUACUUCCAUCUGACAAAUCUCCUGAUAACAAAGACAAGGAUUCAUCUAAAGAUGAUAAUAAGGAAAUUCGCACCAUUCGUGAAGCUGCAAUAAUGCUUUUGUUGAAUCAUCCUUUUAUAGUUCAACUUAAGGAACCAUGGAAAACUAAAGGAGAAGCAUGCCCGGAAAUUUGCCAGACAAAUAACUUAAAGAUUGAAAAUAUCCUUAUAUCUAAAUCUGGUUCUAUUAAAAUUAUUGAUUUUGGACUAUCAAAUUUGUAUUCACCACGCUCCCAUCUUUCAACGUUUUGUGGUUCUCUAUAUUUCGCUGCACCAGAGUUGUUAAAUGCAAAAUUAUAUACUGGACCUGAAGUUGAUGUAUGGAGCUUUGGAAUUGUCCUUUAUGUUCUUGUCUGUGGUAAAGUACCAUUCGAUGAUCAAAGCAUGCCUGCUUUACACGCAAAGAUUAAAAGGGGCGUUGUUGAAUAUCCUGGAUGGUUAAGUAGCGAUUGCAAACAUCUACUUUCGAGAAUGCUUGUUACCAAUCCAAUGUAUCGUGCUACACUUGCUGAAGUAAUGAAUCACCCUUGGAUGAAUAAAGGGUACGAUGGUCCUCCGGAAAAUUACUUACCUUCAAGAACUCCACUCACUCUUCCUUUAGAUCCUGAUGUUAUUCGCGGGAUGACUGGUUUUGAAUUUGGUACUGAACAAGAAAUAAAAUGCCGUUUGGAAAAUCUAAUUAAAAGUGAUUCCUAUCAAAGUUCUAUUAGAUCUCAGCACUAUAAUAAUUUUGGUGGAUCAUGUGAUAACAGGAAAAGAACAAGUGGUUUCGAUUAUUAUCGUAGAAAAUUAUCGGGUUCUAGUGUCUCGAUUCAAGAAGAUAGAUCUAUUUCUGCUGAUCCAACACAAGCUGUUCAUCCAUUAAUCUCAAUUUAUUAUCUCGUUAAAGAAAAGCUUGAACGUGAUCGUUUAAUGCAACAAGGUGGUAUUCCUCAACUUGGUUCUUCAUCUUCACUUGAUACAAAUAGCUUGCAAGUGCCCUUCAUUUCUAUGCCUGACCCAUCUUAUUCAAAUGACGCUUGUUUUGACAACACGCGCCCAUUGGCACAACCUGGAACAAGCCCAAAUUCGCAAGUUAUUAGACGCGCAACCGUUCCUACCGGAACGAGACCUCGUUCACGUACUAGCUGCGAAGGCGAGUUGAAUAAUACUUCAAUAGGUUCACCUGCUAUUAAAGAGAGAGAGAUUCCCGAAGAAACAAUGGAUGAAGUUAGUGGUGAGUUAAAUUAUGGUAAAAAGAGCAAUGAACUAUCAGCAGAUAAUGGAAAUACUGGUGGUGGACUAAUCAGGCGCUUGAGUUUAGCUAUAGUUGGCCAACCUCGUGAUUCCAUAUCACCUCCGUCUUCUCCAACCCACAUAUCAUCAAGAGGUCAAACAGAACAUCGUCGUCACGGAUCCACUCCAAAUGGUCCAAAGAAAGAAAAUGCUCAUCAUUUCUCUCAUAGGAUAUCAACCAUAUUAUCGAGAGCCACAUCUAUUUCUGAAGCAGAUUAUCGACGUCAUAAACAAAGAAAUUCUGUUGGAAAUAGUAGACCUGUUACUACCAUUAUUGUUAAUGGUAAUAGUGGAAAUAGUGGAAAUAGUACGACAAAGAAUUCUGGUGUUAAAGGACCUGUUGGUACCUUACCACAAUUGGCUGAGCCAUUAUCACGACAUAAUCCUCAGUCUGAUAAAUCUACAACUGUUUCAGUUACUUCUACCAAUGCAAACCGCUCUACACAUCAACGAAGUACAUCUAGUGGAUCACCGGUGACCAUAAGUGUUAAUACAAAUACAAAUCAACAAAUGACCGACAAUGAUUUCAAUUUUCCACCUUCAUCUUCCCCACACUCACCUUUACCAGGUGGCACUGCUGAUUCAUGGAUUAGACCGGUGUAUCUAAAAGGUCUAUUUAGUGUUGCAACAACUUCUACAAAACCUCCUUCGAUAAUUCGAUCAGACCUUAUAAGAGUACUUGAUCGAAUUGGUGUCAAGUGGCGUGAAGGUCGAGGUGGCUUUGAAUGUGUUCACAUACCGAGCAUUGACUUGAAGUCUGUUGUUAUUUCUAAUUAUGCUCAUGGAGGAAUCACAAAUCAUCAUCACUCUCAUUUUAAUCGAAAUGAACGUAGAGGCAGUCAUUCAUCUGGUAAUUCAGCCGCUUCUACAUCAUCAUCAACUUCAUACAAAGAUAGCUAUGCACAAGGACAAGAUCUUCGUUUCUCGGCUGAUGGUGAGGUUCGACUUUCGUUACCUGCUAAUGUACAUCCUGGGAGUCAACCUAAUAACGAUCCUUCGGUAUCUACCACUGCCAAUGUUACUGAUCUUGUUGUGAGAUUUGAGAUUUUUAUAGUUAAGGUUCCACUUUUACUUGGAGUACAUGGAUUACAAUUCCGCAGAGUUGCUGGUGAUCCAUGGCAAUAUAAAAAUAUGUCAACAUAUAAUGAUAAGAUCAUGAAAUCUCG
Molecule: messenger RNA, 2987 nt
Organism: Racocetra persica
Lineage: Eukaryota; Fungi; Glomeromycota; Glomeromycetes; Diversisporales; Gigasporaceae
Source: the annotation of a GenBank genome assembly